GGUAAAGGAGGGAGGGGGAUCGUUGGGAGCGGGGUGCCGGACGCAUGCCUUAUGCCCCGCGGCCCCCAGCAGCUACGGCAGCGGCCGCGGCAGCAGAGGGUAGGGCAAGUUUGGCAUCUGGGGCGGAACCCCGGCUCCGGAUAAUAAUGACUGUCUACAAAAUACAAGAAGAGCAUCUUAGAGGGCUUAACUAAAAGAAUGCUGAUGUUUGACCCUGUCCCUGUUAAGCAAGAGGCAAUGGAUCCUGUCUCAGUGUCGUAUCCAUCUAAUUACAUCGAGCAGAUGAAGUCAAACAAGUAUAGCGUCAUUUAUUCUACGCCGAACAUGUUGCACAAUAAGUUCUAUCCAAGCCCGGAAGGCCUUUCCAAUGGAAUCCAGAUGGAGCCGGUGGAUCUCACGGUGAACAAGCGGAGUUCCCCCCCUUCGGCCGGAAGUUCUCCGUCCCCGCUGAAAUUUCAGACUUCCCAUAGGCGAGCCUCUCCUGGACUCACGCUGCCUUCGCCCAGCCCGCCUAUGAAAAAGUUCACGCCGCCUCCGCCGGGGGUGCAGCCCUUCAGCGUGCCGCUGUCCAUCCCUCCCGUGAUGGCGGCGCUCUCGAGGCACGGGAUCCGGAGCCCCGGGAUCCUCCCGGUGAUCCAGCCGGUCGUGGUGCAGCCCGUCCCUUUCAUGUACGCGAGUCACCUUCAGCAGCCCAUCAUGGUGUCCACCGUUCUCGCGGACGAGCUGGACAGUGCCAGUAGCAUGCAAGUACCUGUCAUUGAAUCCUACGAGAAGCCUAUUUUACAGAAAAAAAUAAAAGUAGAGCCUGGGAUUGAACCACAGAGGACAGAAUAUUAUCCUGAAGAAAUGUCACCCCCUCUAAUGAACUCAGUCUCCCCUCCACAAGUUCCAAUGUUGCAAGAGAACCACCCUUCAGUCAUAGUACAGCCCGGAAAGAGACCUUUACCGGUGGAAUCUCCAGAUACGCAAAGAAAACGCAGGAUACACAGAUGCGAUUAUGAGGGAUGCAACAAAGUAUACACUAAAAGCUCUCACUUGAAAGCCCACAGAAGAACACAUACAGGGGAAAAACCCUACAAAUGCACAUGGGAGGGAUGUACGUGGAAGUUUGCUCGGUCUGAUGAACUAACAAGGCAUUUUCGAAAACAUACUGGAAUUAAACCUUUCCAGUGCCCAGACUGUGACCGCAGCUUCUCUCGCUCUGAUCACCUUGCCCUACAUAGGAAACGCCACAUGCUAGUCUGAAUGCCUCCAGCUCCUGUAUCAACUCCCUCCUCUCCGCCUCUCUCCGUCUCCUUCCCAUUCUCUAACUCAUUUUUUUACAUGUACAUUUUAAUUUUGAUUCAGCUGGUCUGAAUCACUGAGUUUAUACCAUUAAAAACUUCCAUAUGGUCAGUAAUAGAUGUUAUCUAACCCUCCUUUCUCCUUACCACGGGUCAGACCUAAAGAAUGUGAACACUUUUUUUUUUUCUUUCUGGGGAUGCUAAGCAAACCCUUCCCACAGACGUUGUUGAAUGGACUGCGAAUAAGGGAAUGUGUAAAUUAACCUAGCCAUGUGUCGGUUUCUCCAUGUAUUCCGUCAUCCUAUAUUGACAAACCAGUAAAUGUAUUAGAAAUAUCCUA
Molecule: messenger RNA, 1623 nt
Organism: Gracilinanus agilis (Agile Gracile Mouse Opossum)
Lineage: Eukaryota; Metazoa; Chordata; Mammalia; Didelphimorphia; Didelphidae
Gene: KLF3
Product: Kruppel like factor 3
Exons: 6
Coding region: 199-1245 (348 amino acids)
Biological process (GO): regulation of transcription by RNA polymerase II
Molecular function (GO): DNA-binding transcription factor activity, RNA polymerase II-specific; RNA polymerase II cis-regulatory region sequence-specific DNA binding
Source: RefSeq, a predicted model, not a curated record